AUGCUGGACGAGGACAUCAUAGAGCCGUCUCAGUCAUCUUGUGUGGACGUGGGCAAGUCUCCGGACAUCCCGUACGUCUACGUGACUCAUGAGGGUCUGGUGAGGAACUACAAGCCCAUCCAGGUGGUCACGGCCUGCACCCUCAACAUCUACAACUUCCCCUUCGACGUUCAGAAGUGCAGCCUGACCUUUCAGAGCUGGCUCCACACCAUCGACGACAUCAACAUCACCCUGAUGCGGAGCCCAGAGGAGCUGAAGCAGGAUAAGAGCGUGUUCAUGAACCAGGGGGAGUGGGAGCUGCUGCACGUUCUCUCCAACUACAAGAUCUUCAGCGUGGACCACGACGACUACUACGCAGAGAUGAAGUUCCACGUGGUGAUCCGGCGCCGUCCGCUCUUCUACACGGUGAACCUGCUGCUGCCGAGUAUGUUCCUGAUGAUCAUGGACGUGGUGGGCUUCUACCUGCCCCCGGACAGCGGCGAGAGAGUCUCCUUCAAGAUCACCCUCCUGCUGGGCUACUCCGUCUUCCUCAUCAUCGUGUCAGACACUCUGCCCGCCACCGCCAUCGGGACGCCGCUCAUAGGCGUGUACUUCGUGGUGUGCAUGGCGCUCCUGGUGAUCAGCCUGACGGAGACGGUUCUGAUCGUCCGCCUGGUGCACAAGCAGGACCUGCAGCCCCCGGUCCCACACUGGCUCCGGUCCCUGGUCCUGGAGAAGGCCCCUGUGCUCUUCUGUAUCCAGCACAAGCAGCGGCUCUGCUCCCGGCUCUCCUCUCACUCCCAGGCAUCCGAGCUCGACCACUGCAAAGACAACAGCUACGGGGCCGCCCAGUGCACCCUCCACCACGGCGGCAACGACUUUGGCCGCCGCCGCAGCCACCACGACCGUGAUGGGGGUCUUCUGCUGGGCUUCCCCUCCCCCAGAGACCCUCCGGCGCCUCCUCCCGUCAUGAACAACAUCCUGCAAGAAGUCACCGCCAUCCGACAGUCGCUGGAGAAGAGGGACCACUGUCGUGAGGUGGCGAAGGAGUGGCUCCAAGUGGGCUACAUCCUCGACGUGCUGCUGUUCCGCGUCUACCUGGUUGCCAUAGUUACGUACAGCAUCACCCUGGGAACGCUGUGGGCGGUGUGGAGAGGCGCGUGA
Messenger RNA from Knipowitschia caucasica, 1143 nucleotides. The record is from the annotation of a GenBank genome assembly. Lineage: Eukaryota; Metazoa; Chordata; Actinopteri; Gobiiformes; Gobiidae.